AUGGACCGGUGGGGUCCCCACCGUGGAGGCUCCCUUACCCCAGCUGGGAAGUGUGGAACUGCUGAAAACAGUGAGUACCUAACUUAUGGCAUACCUAAAAUGGCGGAUGCCACAUUCCCUUCGCUCAACGUUGACAGAGUGCUGUCCAAGCUAAAUAAAACCUUCCAGCACUUCUGGAGAAAACUGUCUCUCCAGCUACAUAAGCCUGCCCUGCAAACAUCACAAGAACACUUACCCGAGAGUCCUCCCCGACGGCUUCGGACUCAAUCUGUGGUGCUGGGCGCUGGGAGAAACCACAAGAGGCAGACAAGACUGCGUAGGCAGCUUCUGAGGAACGUGGUGAACAGGCCUGCAUCGGAGCUAAGCAAUUUCAUUACCAGCAGUGCGAGACAUAAGCGGGAAACAGCAGUGAGAAGAGUGCAGCAGAAGCAGGAGGAGGUAAACUAUUACAUGGGCACCGUAUUGAAAACAGCUCAGCCUCUAAGCUUGACGACUCACCCCAUCUCCUGGAUCAGCAUCCUGCCUAUGGAGGGCAUCGGCUGA
Molecule: messenger RNA, 543 nt
Organism: Pelobates cultripes (western spadefoot toad)
Lineage: Eukaryota; Metazoa; Chordata; Amphibia; Anura; Pelobatidae
Source: the annotation of a GenBank genome assembly